UCUAAUUUGAUGUUGAGUUUUUCACUUUUUUUAACAAGCAUGUUUUUGGGUGGAUACACAAAGUUUUUUGCGUCAUCGAAGUUAUAGAAACGACCUACACGCCAUGUAGACAAGAAGCACUUCAGAUAAGUCGAGCGGGUCAGAGGUGACAGAUUAUCAGCCAGCCAGAUAUCCAGGACCCAAUUAGCCUAAGGGCCAGAGACGAUAAAGCGCCCUUCUUAUCCCUUCUUAUCAUUGCAACCAAACACAUCAGCCCUUAGACCAAUUAAACUAAUUAAACAAAUAUGUAUAAAACCCCUUGUAUCUACUACGAAGGGGCUCACUCUUACUGUUGCGUUCUGUCCGUCAUAGUGUCGGUUCCACUGUUGUAAUCUUUUACAAUAAAACUUCCUUUUUUAAAAAGUCUCUUCCGCAGAGCGGUUAUUUAACUGGCGCCCGGAACAGGGACCGCGAAGCUAAAAUUCGAAAAAAGUCGUAACCAUUUGUCUCGCAGUUGCGUCCAACCGACCCAACGAGAAUUUUUAGCGAGCAUAUCGUUGCUUUAAAUCGCGGUUCAAGAACAAAUUCAAGACCGAAGAGAUCUCCGGCUACGGCCAUUUGUCCCAUCCAGGAGCGGUCAACGUGAAAAAUCGCCUCAAGACGGAGAAAGGAGCAGGAACCAAGAAGGAAGACGGCCUGGCGAAGAAGAACACCAACGUAGAAGUGAGUCCUCAUCUUUCGCCUUCCAAAUUAAUCUUUCCUUCCCCUAUAACCACUAAAAUGUCUCAGAAAAUUAACUAUAAAAUUGCAAAAGAGGAUUAUGAUCACAUCCCUUUCUUUGAUGGAAACCCUUCUCAAUUAGCACUUUUCUGUGAAAUUCUUGAAACAGCCUAUAGUGUCCUUUGUGCUGAAAAUAUAGUAGAAAGAGAUUAUAAUCAUAAUAUUUUAUUUAUAAAAACAAAGAGCAAGUUAGUUGGCCCUGCCAGAAAUGUACUCCUGUCACAUGAAAUAAAUCAUUUAUUGAUACUAAUUAAAAUUUUAAAAGAAAACUUUGCACACGCAAGAUCUUUCGAAAUUCUUAAAGAAGAAGUUAUGCGUACUAGAUUAAACCCAAAAGAAUCCCCUAUAGAAUUUGUGAAUAGAGUUCAGGGUUUGCGAAAUCUUGUCUAUAUCCGACUUAAAUUAGAUGGAUUAAGCUCAGAAGCCCUUAAAGAACUAAUGAUCAGAAUAGACAAAGAAAUAAUAUUUCAUAUAUACAAAUGUUUACCCCCUGCCCUAAGCAACUAUAUUAUGAUCUUUAACCUCGAGUCUUUGGAUGAUGUUAGAAGCACAAUGUAUAACAAAUGUUCUUUGUUACUCUCAAACGUACAAGUUUUCUCUAAUGGUCCUAAACAUUUUCAGCACAACAACAAUCAAUCCAAAUACAUUAACACUACGUUUGACAACAGACACAAAUUCCACUCCAAUAAUUAUCAUGGUCAACACUUCAAAAAACCAGACAAUUGCAACGAUCCUAAUCACCCUUUUAAUAGGCCAAGACCAUUUAUUAAACGCGACUCUCAGAACACAGUUUCUAUGCGAUCGGUGGGAAAACCUCGAAUAUCAGAGUUGAGGUCCCCGUACGAAUUAACACACUGCGUAAAAGCAAAAACAAACCAUACUUCGAGAGACAGAAUUAACAGAUUAGAACACAUCAUCCAUACAUUGACAGAAAAAUUUGACCAUUUUUUAGAACUCGGCAAAGAAUCGAAAGGCAGCCCCCCGAGUAUCAAAUAAACUGCAUCUCUCAGUCCCUGCCACAUUUUGUUGAUAGAUUUGGAUUCAUAUGGUUAAUCGACACUGGAUCUUCAGAAAAUUAUAUUACCCCUCACGCUGUACCCGAAAACUUAAUUCUAAACAAUGACACUUUUAUAAUUUCAACUCCCACAGGAAAGAAAAACGGAGAAAAAUUUUGCAAUUUAGA
Cimex lectularius (bed bug) is the source of this 1942-nucleotide messenger RNA. RefSeq lists its product as uncharacterized. The record is from RefSeq and is a predicted model, not a curated record. Lineage: Eukaryota; Metazoa; Arthropoda; Insecta; Hemiptera; Cimicidae. Bases 760 to 1755 code for a protein of 331 amino acids. The transcript has a single exon.